Egretta garzetta (little egret) is the source of this 2572-nucleotide messenger RNA. It is a transcript of the gene FAM76B, whose product is annotated as family with sequence similarity 76 member B. The annotation marks the transcript as partial. The transcript is spliced from 8 exons. Lineage: Eukaryota; Metazoa; Chordata; Aves; Pelecaniformes; Ardeidae. The record is from RefSeq and is a predicted model, not a curated record.
UCGGCGGGUGUGUGGCUCCCGGUAGCUGCACGGGAGAGAGCUUCACGGGGUGGCUGUGUGUCGCUGAACUCAACAUUAUGCGAUUUUGUCUUUAGCAAAACUAACACCAUAUGCAAGAAAUGUGCCCAAAACGUGAAGCAGUUUGGAACGCCCAAGCCUUGUCAGUAUUGUAACAUUAUUGCAGCGUUUAUUGGCACAAAAUGUCAGCGUUGCACCAACUCGGAGAAGAAGUACGGCCCACCUCAGACGUGUGAACAGUGCAAACAGCAGUGUGCUUUUGAUCGAAAAGAGGAGGGAAGAAGGAAGGUUGAUGGGAAGUUGUUGUGUUGGCUCUGCACGCUGUCCUACAAGAGAGUGCUACAGAAGACAAAAGAACAGAGGAAGAGCCUAGGAUCUUCACAUUCUAACUCCUCAUCUUCAUCUCUUACGGAGAAAGAUCAGCAUCAUUCAAAACACCACCACCAUCACCACCAUCAUCAUCGUCACAGCAGCAGUCAUCAUAAAAUCAGCAGUCUGAGUCCAGAACAAGAUCAGGGACUAUGGAAACAGAGCCAUAAAUCCUCUGCAGCUAUUCAGAAUGAAACUCCAAAGAAAAAACCCAAACUGGAAUCCAAGCCAUCAAAUGGAGAUAGUAGCUCUAUAAAUCAGUCAGCAGACAGUGGAGGAACUGACAACUUUGUCCUCAUAAGUCAGCUGAAAGAAGAAGUAAUGUCACUUAAACGUCUCCUGCAGCAAAGAGAUCAGACUAUUUUAGAAAAAGACAAAAAGUUGACAGAACUGAAGGCAGACUUCCAGUACCAGGAGUCUAACUUGAGGACAAAGAUGAACAGUAUGGAGAAGGCUCACAAGGAAACUGUGGAACAGUUGCAGGCCAAAAACAGAGAACUGCUCAAACAGGUUGCAGCGCUGUCAAAGGGUAAAAAGUUUGAUAAAAGUGGGAGCAUACUGACAUCUCCUUGAGGAACUGGUUAUUCGUGGGGUUUGCUACUCAAUAGAAAUUUGAGUAAUUCUGGGAAGCCCUUAAAAUCCUGUGUAGUGGAAAAAAUAUUUUUGCACACCAGAUUAGUUGGCAUGUUUCCUACACGUUUUUAUAAUUAAUAUGCAGCUUUUUUUAGUUACUGUUCAGAUGAAAUACUUCAACUGGUUUGAAGAAUGUUUUUAUUUUUUUGAUAUUGGAAACUUUGCCAGCAAUAGUAUUAAACAAUUGCAUAGAGAGCAUAGCAGUGCUCUCUCUAAAAGGACAACAUGCAAUAACAAACUAGGUGUACUUUUUACAAAGCAGCAACUGAGUCUUUUAAACUACACUGAUGUCAGCCAAAAGUUUAUGAAUCUGCAGUGACGCUGAACACUGGUUUCUGGCAACUGUUCUUUUAAUUUGUAUUAAAAUAUAAUUUAGAAUGAAAAUCAUGGUGCUCUCAAGUGAAACUAAAAAAAAAAAAAGGCAUAUAUGUAUGUGUAAAUACAACUGUAACGGUUAUAUUCUUAGUUAAAACAAGUAAUUAGUGUUUUACAUUCUUGUGAUAGGGAUUUACCGAAAGAUUCUCUAUUGUACAGUAACAGAGGCAGUGUGGUUUUUGUAAGAUUUACUGUAGAUUUUUCUUGCAAGUGCCUUUCUCCAACUGUUUAUUUAUAGGAAUGAUGGUAUUUUGUACAUAAGGUUUUUAUGUUUUAAAAUCAUGUUUAAUAAAUGUUUUAUGUAAAUAUAAAUGUGUGUACAGAGGAAUCUGAAACAAAGAUCAAAGUGGCUGGUGCAGUGCUUGAAGCAGCAUUAAGAGCUAGCUAAUCGAUGGACAGUGACUAUUGGCUUUAGGUAACCUUUGUAGCUUGUGUCUGUGAGGUGUAGAAUUUUGUUAGUGCUGCUCACACUUCCUGAACAAAAGAUGGUUUUUGCCACACUGGAGUUUAGUGGUUUGUUUAUAUAUUUUUCCCAUUUGGCACAGCGCUAAUUUCAAUUCCAUAGCAGACAUUGUACUCCCAACGUUACAUCGUUAGUGAUACAAACCCGAAGUUCUAAAAAAAAUUUAUUUUCCGUUGUCUGAUUUGAUGUACUUUGUUCUGGUGAUUCUUCUUCAUGAAUUGCAAGAUUCUCAUCCCCCAGUAAAGAGACACAAUGAGAAAAGAGUAGCCAAAACUAAUGGUCUUGAAAUGAAUUAAGGGAGUGGAUGUGGUGUCAUUAAAGGGUGGGUUGUUUUAAUGUUUUGGGUAGAUUUUGAUUCUAAAUUACAUCAGUUUAGGUUUAGCUCUGCUCCUAAUGGACAUCAGUCACAUUCAGAAAUUUCUAUUAAACAUAAUUUAGUAUACCCCAAGGUUCAGGAAGGCGAGUUACGAUCGUCAUAAAGUGAAGUAGACUUACGUAAGUAAAGGUUUAGUUCAGCUGUGAGUACUGACUGGUGACUGGGUAGCUGCCUAUGUUUCAGUAAGCUCAACUGUGUAGAAUAAGCUACACAUCUUUUAAUUGAAGAACUAAAAUCUAAAGUUCCUUGGCUGUCUGCCCAUGUACUGAGCUAUGAACACCUUUUCGGUAGCGCAAACAAGUUCCAGCAGUGACAGACUAGUGAAUAACUUGAAAAAA